UAACAUUUUUCUACUUGUUUGUGCUUUACCGCAUUCGUGAGAUCGUUUAAGAAACGUGAAGAAACUAACCAUUAGAGAAUAUUUGUCUAUAAUUCCCAACACCGACUACCAACCCCCGGCGCCGACUUAUGAACUUCCUUUCCAAUGCAUGACAAAUAUGUUCUUAGCAAUUGGUGUAGCUCAUCACAUGAGAUGAGUGCCCACGAAGCAUGAGGCAGGCCUCCACAGACACGCCCGGGGAGAGGGCUGACUGAUAAUACUACACUAACGUCUAUUUUUAACCCGGGAUGAGGAUACACGGCGUCUAAGACACACUACAAGCCAUCUCUCCGGAAAGAUGGCUUCCCAACAACAAAAAGUUGUUCGCUUGAACACUGGGGCUUCUAUGCCAAUCGUAGGACUGGGAACAUUUCAGGUGAAGGGUGAAAAUGCGUGUAAAUUGAUAGAGGCUGCCAUUGAUGCAGGUUACCGUCACAUCGACACAGCCCAGACGUACGAGAAUGAGAAGAAAAUAGGCGAAGCAAUCCAGAAGAAAAUAGACAAGGGUGUUGUGAAGAGAGAGGAUUUGUUUAUCUCAACUAAACUACCAGCAGCCUGCCUGGGUAAAGAUGCAGUCAAACCCUGCCUGCUCAAAUCUCUCAAGGAACUCAACUUGAAAUAUGUAGACCUAUACCUCAUUCACAUGCCUUUUGGUUUAAAGAACAAAGGGGAUGGUACACUUUUCCCGACAACAAUGGAUGGAAAGUUGCUUCUUCAGAUUUAUGACAUCACUGAAACGUGGAAGGCCAUGGAACAGUUAGUUGACCAAGGUCUCACAAAGGCAAUAGGAGUCUGUAAUUUCAGUCGAUAUCAAGUCUCCUCUCUCCUCAUGAUUCCUGAUAUCAAACACAAGCCUGCUGUCCUUCAGGUUGAAAUGCACCCUUACUUGCCCCAGGAGAGGCUUGUCGAGUACUGUGGUGAGAAUGGCAUAGUGGUCACAGCUUACAGUCCUCUGGGAUCCCCCAAACCCAAUGGAAAUCGUCCCAUGUUAAUAGAAGAAGCUCUGGUCAAAGGUAUUGCUCACAAGUACAAGAAAACUGCAGCUCAGGUGGUCUUAAGGUGGAACAUUCAGAGAGGGGUAACAGUAAUACCCAAAACUGUACAGCCCGAGAGGAUGAAGCAGAAUAUAGAUGUAUUUGACUUCACCCUGGCACCUGAAGAUGUGGAUGCCAUCACAGAAACCUUAGGAAAAAAGAAAGUGCGAUUUUACGAGUUCAGUUGGGCCAAAAACCACCCAGAAUAUCAGCUGGAGUAACAUUUCAAACCUCACUGGAAGUUGAUACAAAUUUUAAUUUGAAAUAUGAAUACAUUGUCAUCAUUAAAUCUGUCAGUCUGUAUCUUUCCAAGAUGUCAAGACAUAUGUCUUGUACAUGUAAUUUGUUCUCUUUUCUUAAUUUACAAUUUUAUUUAUUAAGACAUUUAGUGCCUUUUGAGCACUCUUUUUAAAAUAUGUCUUAUGGAUAAAACUCAGUUUCCAUUAUUCAUAAUUUACCUGCUACUAGACAGUGUUGGUAAAUAGUUACAUUUGUAUUUGCGCAUUUACAACUCCACAUGAGUGAGAACUGUGAAACAUGAAAAAUCUGUUAGGAAACAAUCAAUAAAAAAAAAAAAAACAGGCAUGAUUUUGAAAAUUUCAGUGGAAACCAGGAUUUGACCAGUUGAAUCCCAACUGGCACAAGAUAACACAGCAGCUGCAGCACGUGUGCACAUGGCCAAAUUGUUACCAUGGGAACUCUGUUUAUUUAACAGUCAGACAAUAAUAAACGGCAUUCACAAUUUAGACUUCUUCCACAGCACCACCAAGCAAUAUUGGACGGGAGGCAAUGCUUACCUUACGUGUAGCUGAUAUAUGUAGAACUAUUCUGGUAUGGUAUGAAUCAUGUUACACUUGAAAACUGAUUUCAGCUAAAGUUUCACUUGUAACAAUAGUUUCAGAAGCACAUCAAACCCUUAAAAUGAUAGCUUUGGUGCCAACACUAACAUUUUCUGAUAAUUAUUUAUUUGAUUGGUGUUUUAACCUGCACUCAAGAAUAUUUUACUUAUACGAAGGCACCAGCCAGCAUUUUGGCGGGAGGAAACCAGACAGAGCCUGGGGGAAACCCACCACCAUUGCAGGUUUGCUGGCAAACCUUCCCGCGUACGGCUGGAGAGGAAGCCAGCAUGAGCUGCACUUAAACUCGCAGUGACUACACUGGUGAAAGGCUCCUGGGUUGAGCCUACCAGCUUGGCCUCAGAGGCCCCAAUUUUAUGGUAAGAAAGAGCACAAUUUUCACAAAAACUCUCAAAUAGCCCUUUAAGGUGUACGAAUCAUUCAGAAUAAAUAUCACGUGAAACUCAGUAUCCCAGUUCUGAUGUAUAUUAAGUUGGAUUCCUAGAAAUGUAUGUACUUGUGUAAAUAUGUUGCAGUGAUCCUGCACAGCAUUGUACGGUAUCCUUUGGUUUAUUCCUGUACAAAUUUUAUGAUCUAUUUGUUGCUAACAAAGCUUUCGCCAGCUAUCAAUUGCUUUACUGUAAAUAUUGUUUAUCGAUGUUGUGAGAGUCUUUGUAUUUUUACAUUCAGUUUUAAAGGUAAUCCAAUUUGCAUGCACAUAUGAUGUACUGAUUACAUAAGCCAUUCAGACAACUGGUUGCGCAUUAAAUUGAAUAUCAAUUCCAUUUUUAUGAAAAUGUCAGAUCUCCUCUUUCACAUUGGAAAAGAUUUGUAAAAAGAUGCUUGUGCUCAAAGUAAAAAUUUUUUAACUGUG
Molecule: messenger RNA, 2783 nt
Organism: Liolophura sinensis
Lineage: Eukaryota; Metazoa; Mollusca; Polyplacophora; Chitonida; Chitonidae
Product: aldo-keto reductase family 1 member B7-like
Exons: 10
Coding region: 338-1294 (318 amino acids)
Molecular function (GO): oxidoreductase activity
Source: RefSeq, a predicted model, not a curated record